UUGUUUUUUUUUUUUUUUUGUUUUCUUCUUCUUCGCAGCAUGUCGCUUUGGGGCGCUUGGUCGGCGUUGACGAGUUCACUGUCGGACGCUUCGUCUUCUUCAUCUUCCACCAGCACCACACAGUCCAGUAGCACGACGACCGGUGCUGCUGCGGGUGGUGCUGCUGCUGCUGGUUCGACAAAGCCGACGACCGCCUCUGCCUCUGCCUCUGCCUCUGCCUCUGCCUCCGCCACGGGUGCUGCCAGUGCGCCCGUCAAUGCGUCCAGCUCAUCGUCGGAUACCAGUGCGGGCGGCCGUGGCGGCGACAUUGGCGCAUCUGCUGCUUCUGCCACGCUGCGCUCGAGCGUCAUCGUUCCUCAGCAGCCCGAGUCCGACGACGCGACCAGCAGCUCUGCUCCCAAUGCCGCCGCGACCACUGUCAAUAACGAGGCCAACCCUGCUGCUACCGCUGCUGCCGCUGCUGCUGCCACGGGACAAGCGCGCGCGGGUGACAAGGUGUCGGCGUUUGGCUCAUUCGCAUUCGGCAACUUGAGCUCGUUCGCGUCGUCAGCGCUCGGCAACAUCAACACAGUCGUUCAUAAAAUCAAGGAGAACGUCGAGACCACUUCGUUCAUUGCAUCGUUCGAAGAAGAGCAGCAAAAGUUUGUCCAAGAAAAGAAUCGCCAACGCCAACAUGUUGGUCAAGGAGUACCACCAUGGGUUGGGUAUCACGAAGAGGCCGAGAUGAAGGCGCAAAUCCUAUCGCUGUCUUCCGACCGCCGCAACUUUUUGACCAGCCCGCCGAAAGGCGCGCAAGUGGUGUUUGACUUUGAACGCUUCGCACCCACUGCUCUUGCUACGCUUCGCGAGGACCCCGAGCUCGAAAAGAUGCGCUUCGAGUUGGUGCCAAAGCACAUUGCCGAGUCAGACUUUUGGCGCAACUACUUUUACCGCGUCUCGCUGGUCAAGCAGUCCAGUCAGCUCACCGCGCUUGUCCACGCAAACGCUGGUUCUAUUCAUAGUGCGGCCUCCUCUGGCUCUACCACACCGGUUGCUCCGCCAAUCGCAGCGGCCAUUGCUGCUCCACAAAUUGCUGCCUUAUCUGAAAGCAAACUCAGCGCGCCUGCAACCCCCGCCGCGGCUCCGCAACAAGCUGCUGCUGCGGCUGCUGCGGCUGCUGCUGCCGCCGCUGGCGGAGUGGCUACGCCAGUUUCCCAAGCGCGCAAACGUGCACCCUCAGCCGCUGAAAUCUACGAGCCGCCGCAGCCCAGCACGGCCGAAUUUGUCAGCGACACUCUGCACGUCGUUCCUCCCGCUGUAUCGCCCCUCAAGCUGGCCCCAGUGACAACUCCUGUUGUCGCCAGCAGCUCAUCUCUGAGCGCGUCCGAUUCGCCUGAUGACAAUGUUGACUGGGAGCAUGAAAUUGCGGAAGAGCUGAACGAUGCUGUUUUGCACGAUUCUAGCGAUUUGUCAGAUGCCGCAUGGGAAAAGGACAUCCAAGAAGCUCUCGAGCUCGAGUAAACCUUUUCGCUUUGCUUCUCUGAUGUCUGGUUGUUUUUCCGUUUUGCGCUUGCGUCGUGUUGUUAUUUUCGGUUUUUCUGGCUUGGUGAGUGCUACACUAAUAUGUAUCUGUGUUUGUAAUACAUCGGGAAUGCCAUGUACUGUUACAUUAAAAGGACAAAAGAAGC
Messenger RNA from Capsaspora owczarzaki ATCC 30864, 1667 nucleotides. RefSeq lists its product as hypothetical. Gene Ontology annotation, cellular component: cytoplasm. NCBI's taxonomy places the organism in Eukaryota, Filasterea, Ministeriida, Capsasporidae. The transcript has 5 exons. The record is from RefSeq and is a predicted model, not a curated record. The coding region runs from base 40 to 1500 and encodes 486 amino acids.